Molecule: messenger RNA, 1578 nt
Organism: Vicugna pacos (alpaca)
Lineage: Eukaryota; Metazoa; Chordata; Mammalia; Artiodactyla; Camelidae
Source: RefSeq, a predicted model, not a curated record
GACACCCCACCUGAAAGAAGACAUACGUGGCUCUGGGCUGUCGCCCCCUCUCAGCACCUUCUCCUUCCACAGGCACCUUGGCCUUGAGGUGGUCCCAGCGCCAUGAGCCCAGACAGGUCCUCGGAGGAGAGCACCGAGGGAGAUGCUGGGGAAAGAGAGUGGAAGCCCACGGUGAGAGAUACUUUCAAAGACAUUUCCAUAUACUUCUCCAAGGAAGAAUGGACUGAGAUGGGAGAAUGGGAAAAAAUCCGAUACAGGAAUGUGAAAAGGAACUAUGAAGCCCUGAUUACUAUAGGUCUCAGAGCCCCUCGGCCAGCUUUCAUGUGUCACCGCAGGAAGGCCAUCAAACCCCAGGUGGAUGACACUGAGGAUUCUGAUGAAGAAUGGACACCAAGGCAGCAAGUUAAAACUUCUUGGGUGGCCUUCAGAGCGGAGCACAGUAGACACAAGAAGGGAAUGCCAAGGGGGCCAUUAAGUAAUCAAUCUAGUUUGAAGGAGUUGUCGGGAACAGCAAAACCGCUGAAGACAAGUGGCUCCGGGCAAGCCCAGAAACCAUUUCCCCCUCUCGGAGAAGCAAGCACCUCUGGGCGGCACUCCAGACAAAAACUGGAGCUCAGAAGGAAGGAGAGUCAAGUGAAGAUGUACAGCCUGCGAGAAAGAAAGGGCCACGCAUACCAGGAGGUCAGCGAGCCCCAGGACGAUGACUACCUCUAUUGUGAGAAGUGCCAGAACUUCUUCAUUGACAGCUGUGCUGCUCACGGGCCCCCUACAUUUGUUAAGGACAGUGCAGUGGAAAGGGGGCAUCCUAACCGCUCAGCCCUCACUCUGCCCCCUGGAUUAAGAAUCAGACCAUCGGGCAUCCCGGAGGCUGGGCUUGGAGUAUGGAACGAAGCAUCUGAUCUGCCGUUGGGUCUGCACUUUGGCCCCUAUGAGGGUCAGAUUACAGAAGAUGAAGAGGCAGCCAACAGUGGAUACUCCUGGCUGAUCACCAAAGGGAGAAACUGCUAUGAGUAUGUGGAUGGAAAGGAUAAAUCUUGGGCCAACUGGAUGAGGUAUGUGAACUGUGCCCGGGAUGACGAGGAGCAGAACCUGGUGGCCUUUCAGUAUCACAGACAGAUCUUCUACCGGACCUGCCGAGUGGUUAGGCCAGGCUGUGAGCUGCUGGUCUGGUAUGGGGACGAGUACGGCCAGGAGCUGGGCAUCAAGUGGGGCAGCCAGUGGAAGAGAGAGCACGCCACAGGGCAAGGUGGGCACCACCACUCCCCGAGCAGGAAGAGAAGGAACGCUCUCCUUGGGGACUUUCAUGGUCCAGCUCCUAACAUCCUCUUUCAGCAGAACCAAAGAUCUAUCUAUGUCCCUCCUGCUCUCUGGCCUUCUCCAGUCAGAAAUUCCUCAGCCAACAUGUGAAACACAACCACCCCUCUCAGAUCCUCCCAAGAACAGCUGCAGGAAGACACCUGGAGCCAGAAGAUCCCUGCCCAGGCAAUCAAAAUGAGCAGCAGCAGCAUUCUGACCAACACAGCUGGAAUGACAAACCUGAAGGUCAAGAGGCCAAGGAAAGGUCCAAACCUUUUCUGA